Messenger RNA from Humulus lupulus (European hop), 2611 nucleotides. RefSeq lists its product as uncharacterized. Bases 449 to 2611 code for a protein of 720 amino acids. The transcript is spliced from 9 exons. The record is from RefSeq and is a predicted model, not a curated record. Lineage: Eukaryota; Viridiplantae; Streptophyta; Magnoliopsida; Rosales; Cannabaceae. Gene Ontology annotation, biological process: proteolysis. Gene Ontology annotation, molecular function: cysteine-type peptidase activity.
UUUUCAGCCUUUAGAUUUCUUGUUUUAGAAAAUGGAUGGUGUGAUUUAGUUGUUGGGUUUAUUGGGUGUGAAAGUACGGUUAUGGCCUUAGGGACCCCUUAGUAACCGGUGACCUUUUCUUUGUGUUUGAUCGGUGAUUUUUCCCGUUUAGCCAUUCUUCUCCUUUGAAAAGCUAAAGUCCCUCCAAAACCAAAUCAUAAGUUUGGAAGGAAAAUUUCCUCUCAUUUAGUCCAUUAGUCUCCUUGACGAAUUCGGGCUAGUUUUUUUUGUUUGGAGUAGUGAGGAUUUGGAUUGAGUUUGGUAAAAUUUGCUACUAAUUUGGAGGUGUUUGAUUCUACAUGCACUGUUGCUUGCGUUGAGUUUGAAGGACCGAGUGGCCAAGCAUAAAUCCUUGCAUCUUUGUGUCGAGUUCUUCGGGUUAGUUUGGACUGAUUAAAAUAAUUAAAAAAUGGCUGAAGCAAAGAAGUUAGAUUAUAGAUGCUCACCUCGUAGGGUAUUUUCUGUUAUUUCCAAACUCAAUGGGGAUCAAAAGGAGGUAGUGAAACAAAUGGGAUUUGGGGCACUUUUGGGGAUGAAAGAUUGUGUCGUAAGAAGGAAUCUAGUGACAUGGUUGUUUUCUCGGUUCAACACCCAGGACGGGUCUUUAGAGGUUCAUGGGAAACAAUUUAAAUUGAACAGUCAAAUAUUUGGUGCUACAAUUGGUGUUAAGGAUGGUGUUGAAAAUUUAUUUCAUGGUAGCAAGAAGAAGCAUUCGAAAAAGAAGGUUGAAAGCACUGCUGUGCAAGUUCUAGAGGAGAAAUUGAUAACAGGUCAAUCGGCGGACAUGUCCUUCAUUCGAGACUUCUUGCUCUUUAUUGUCUCUGUAUUCUUGAUGCCUAAUACGUCUGUAAAUGUUGCUCGUGAAGUGGAGGAUCCUAUAAAGGCCAUAAAUGACAUUGCAGCGGUUUGUCGUGUUAACUGGGCAUCACUGUCGUACAAUUAUCUAUGGAAGGCCCUUCGACGGCAUCAGAAAAACGAAGGCAUGUUUUUAUUUUACUGUCAUCACGUUGUUUGGAAGGAAGGAUAUGUUGAUAGAUCCCUCUGCCCUUUAAAUGUGUGGUCUGACGAUGAUUUCAAGGCUAUACUGGAUUGGGUACAGGAGCAUGGGGGGUUUGAAUCAAAUAAAAUUCCAAUGAUAGAGUUGCAGGACGGUGCUGCAGCAUCGAAGAUGCCUGCCACGCUCGCCUCUUUGUGUGAUAAGGUUGAAUCGAUUGAGAACAAAAUGAUUGAAAAGGAAAUAGAAAUGGUAAAAUUUCAUGAGGAUUUGAAGUUGCAAAUGGCCAAGGAAUUCAAACGAUUACGUAGGAGUUUGAGCGGCGGAAUUAGUUCAAGGGUGCGUGGUGGUGGUGUUCCCAAGUAUAGUAAGGGAGAGGAGCCUCGGGAUUCAGCCAUAUUAAUUAAUGACCCUAUCCUAGCAAACAUGCAAAUGGAUGAGAAUAGGAUAUUGGAGAAGCUUUCGAUUAGGAAUGACCCAAUGUUGUUGGAGUGCGGUAUAGGAUUUCGGAAUGAACCUUCUUAUGGAAACUACUCACCCUCCUUCAACGAAAGCAACCUGGGGGAAGUGAAGCAUGACUUCAUUAAUUUUGAAUUAACAUUUUCACCACAGAAGGAGUUGUUCAAUGAGGUCCCAGCAAACACUGACCCAAAUUCUUUUUCCUAUGAACCAUCUAAUUCAGAGAAUGGGAAGACCAUGGUUGAAAUGGACAAAGAUUUCAACGAAUCUCUUGCUAAAGUUAGACCUCCUGAGAAAGAAAAGAAGGAGGUGGAGAAAGGGAAGGAGAAGGAUAUUGUGGAUGAAGUCACGACUCAUGAACCUAGUAUCCCGGGGAUUACGGUUGAUCAUGUUGUACAUGAAAUAGAGGAAGAUGAUAAUGAGAAGAUCGAUCCUCCCACUCUAAGGAGAGAGAAGGAGCUCUACAAAUUGGACAACUUGUUUCAGAAUAUGACUCACACAUACAAUGAAAGAAAUUACUACCAAAUUGGAGCAUUCAAAUUGCGGAGGCCCUUGCCCCUGGCGAGUUUCGAAAUCGCACUUUUCAUUUUUGACUUCAGUUUGUCUUUGACGUUUACUUUUUUUACAUUUUUCAACCCCGUAAUUUUCAGUGAGGUGUUGGUAGUAAAUCCAAUGGCAAAGUUGGAACGUUGGUACUUUAGGAGCCUUAGGCCUGAAGCUCAUGUGGGCAUGAAGAUUAUUGAUGCUUUUGCUCAUGUACUACGAUUUACACAUAAAGAGAAGUGUGACAAAAUGGAGGAUAUGAGAACUCUAAUUUUGCCCACCUUUCAUCCCAAUUUGGAAAGUGGUCAUGGUCGGAACUUUUGGGAGACAGGGGAUUUUGGUUUUCUUGGUGUACCUGUCGAUGUUACUUUGGUUCUAAAUAAUGCCGAAAAGAUCCUAGUGCCUAUGAAGGACAUCGAAUACAAUCACUGGAUACUGGCUGUAUUGGACAUUAAGAGUUCCUCUGCAUCGUAUUGGGACUCCAUGUCCACUGCACGCGCAAAAAGGCACAGGAUACAUAUGCUUAGCACACUGUAUAUGUACUAUUUAAUUCUUAUUACAGUUGAAGAAGCUUGA